Oncorhynchus kisutch (coho salmon) is the source of this 2096-nucleotide messenger RNA. RefSeq lists its product as uncharacterized. Lineage: Eukaryota; Metazoa; Chordata; Actinopteri; Salmoniformes; Salmonidae. The record is from RefSeq and is a predicted model, not a curated record. The coding region runs from base 86 to 805 and encodes 239 amino acids. The transcript has 2 exons.
AUUGAGGAGAAAACCGAAUCCAUCGAAUAUCCAAUAUACAACUACGUUUACCUGGAUCAGGAAGCGCUCUUUGCCGUGUCGUGCGAUGCCCAUAGACUAUCACACAAAGCCUCCUUAUUGCGUCAGGCAUCGUCCACUCGGCAGAGAGACAGAAAGGACAGCUAGACUACAUGUCAUGGACUGGUGGACUACCCUGGCUGCGAGUAUAGCCUUCCUCUGGCUGCUGUGUUAUAUCGACGGUAAGAGAACCUGGUUAGCAGAGGUAUGGGAGCUUUCUUCGUCAAGGGAACGGUGCGGUAUUGGCACGCGCACGGCUCUUCCUCCUAAUUGCGGCAACGCCGUCCUGGAGCUGCGGCUCCUCCUCCACGCCCUCACCAAAGCAGCGUGCCACCUGUACCUGGCCGUGCUCCCACUGCGGCGCGCCGCACUGCACCUUGCCCGCUUCGUCUGUCACCUGGUAAACCAUGGCCCCACCUCCGCUGGCCGGGCGUCUCCUCUUCUCCUCGAGGGGGUGUGUGUGAUAUGUGAAGCGGUACCGGACCUGCUGGGAGCCGGGCUCAGUCUGUGUGCAGUAGUCUGUCACAUCCUACAGGGGGUACUGUUCCUGCUGGCCGCCACGGUGAGGUCGGUCCAGGUGAGUGUUCUGGCCCAGAUGGACGGGGAGAAGGAAAGGUGGGAGAAGGAGCAGCAUCAAGCUCGGCAGGACGAGAGGAGACAGAACUCCGGGGUGGUGGAAUACCUGUCUGUGUUCUGUCAAGACCCCAUCAGUUCACUACGACUCAGAGUGGACAUGAUCAAUAGAUAACAUCACCGUCUGUCUGUCUGUAAAGGUGGACAUGAUCAAUAGAUAACAUCACCGUCUGUCUGUCUGUCUGUCAAAACCCCAUCAGUUCACUACAACUCAGAGUGGACAUGAUCAAUAGAUAACAUCACUGUCUGUCUGUCUGUAAAGGUGGACAUGAUCAAUAGAUAACAUCACCGUCUGUCUGUCUGUCAAGACCCCAUCAGUUCACUACGACUCAGAGUGGACAUGAUCAAUAGAUAACAUCACUGUCUGUCUGUCAAGACCCCAUCAGUUCACUACGACUCAGAGUGGACAUGAUCAAUAGAUAACAUCACUGUCUGUCUGUCUGUCAAGACCCCAUCAGUUCACUACGACUCAGAGUGGACAUGAUCAAUAGAUAACAUCACUGUCUGUCUGUCUGUCUGCCUGUCAAGACCCCAUCAGUUCACUACGACUCAGAGUGGACAUGAUCAAUAGAUAACAUCACCGUCUGUCUGUCUGUCUGUCUGUCUGUCUGUCUGUCUGUCUGUCAAGACCCCAUCAGUUCACUACGACUCAAAGUGGACAUGAUCAAUAGAUAACAUCACCGUCUGUCUGUCUGUAAAGGUGGACAUGAUCAAUAGAUAACAUCACUGUCUGUCUGUCUGUCUGUCUGUCUGUCAAGACCCCAUCAGUUCACUACGACUCAGAGUGGACAUGAUCAAUAGAUAACAUCACUGUCUGUCUGUCUUUCAAGACCCCAUCAGUUCACUACGACUCAGAGUGGACAUGAUCAAUAGAUAACAUCACUGUCUGUCUGUCUGUAAAAGUGGACAUGAUCAAUAGAUAACAUCACCGUCUGUCUGUCUGUCAAGACCCCAUCAGUUCACUACGACUCAGAGUGGACAUGAUCAAUAGAUAACAUCACUGUCUGUCUGUCUUUCAAGACCCCAUCAGUUCACUACGACUCAGAGUGGACAUGAUCAAUAGAUAACAUCACUGUCUGUCUGUCUGUAAAAGUGGACAUGAUCAAUAGAUAACAUCACCGUCUGUCUGUCUGUCUGUCUGUCUCUGUCUGUCAGCGUUGGGCUCAAUUCAGACUUGAGUUAAGAAUACUUCAAAUUCCAAUUAAAUUCUUGAAUUUGAAAUGAAGUAGUAAACAGGAUACAGAAUUGAAAUUUGAAUUUGAAUGACAGGAAAUAAAAUUGAAUUCAGGGAAAUUCAAAUGCCUCUUGUAUUGUAUAUUAGGUGUAGUCUAUAACUAUAUAUAUAUUGAUAUAUCAUGUAAAACAUGUCAUUAUAUACAUGCCUAAUUAAAUAAAGGUUCAAUUAA